Molecule: messenger RNA, 498 nt
Organism: Caenorhabditis briggsae
Lineage: Eukaryota; Metazoa; Nematoda; Chromadorea; Rhabditida; Rhabditidae
Exons: 3
Coding region: 1-498 (165 amino acids)
Molecular function (GO): zinc ion binding; nucleic acid binding
Source: RefSeq, a predicted model, not a curated record
AUGGUCACAGCUCCGUACCAGGAUAAUAUAUCGAUUUUCCUUUCAGUGUUCGUAUUCAUCAUGAAGGUUUUCAUCAACUCCCGUGCCGUUUUCAUGUCUGAAAAGCCCAAAAUGACUGACCACAACCACGCAGGCUUCCAUUUGAUGUACAGAAAGGUACUGCUCGAUAAAUGCCAUCAAGGGUCGGCGCCAUCGGACAGGCAAUGCCACAGUUGUCACAGGAUAGGCCACUUUUAUGAGUCGUGUCCUUUCAGAAUGCAAGGAAAAGAUAAUAGGCGAAGAUAUACAUCUAACUCCACAAACAACAGUUAUCGCUCCAACGACGGGUUCAAUAAUCACAGGAAGACGUCAGAGGAUUCUAAUGGUGUUGGAGAUCGAUUGGGCUAUCAUAAAAGGGUAAAAAUAUCGUUUCAGGUUUUUUUUGUGCUGAGAAUUAUACAUAUGGUCAACGACCCUACAAAUAAUCUUCUCAUCCAUCACGCUCAAACUGGAUCUUAA